AUUAAAGCAAUGAUAUCUGUUCUGUAUUUUCUGGGUUGAAAGUUAACAGAAAGCCAGCCGGUAUCGCGAAAGAAAUCGUUAAAAAUUAACGAUCGUUAGCAACUGGCGCAAUUGACGAUCGUUAAAUUUAGUGGCAGUCGUUUACAUCGAGCAAAGGCUACUUCGUGAAAACAUAAUGAUUCCAUUCUGUAUGCGGUUUUCAAAAAAACAGACCGAUUCUGAUGCCCAUAGAGGGUGCAUCAGAAGGGUCCUUUUCCUGUCUCUAACGAGCCUAUGUAUUAUGUGGGACACAGAUGACCUAGAUGAUUUUUAUAUUGGUUCAUGCGCUAUGAGAUCUCAGGAGGUUGUGAGUUUCUUCGAUUAGGCGUGCAUCUCCGGUGUAUAGGACAGGUUGACUCCUAACGGUGUGGCCGCUACCUCCGGAUAGUGCGCCGUGUUUAUGAUUCCUUAUGAGAUUCUUAUUUCUUACCAGCCUAUAGGAAGACCAAUCCCUGUCGAUAGUUCUGAGGCCCUUCGGAAGCUCUUUGGAGGUUAUAACUGUUUGCGUAGGAACAAUUACUCAAACAGAAACAGAGCGUGAUACUGGCUAGUUUUUUUUUAAAGAAAUGUUAGUACCUCACAUGUGUGGUGUCGCUCCACCACGCGCCCUUUGCAGCUGUUACCGGCGGAUCGGUAUUAGAAGCACUGAGGGAAGAAAAUCCCGAUUCAACGCUUCACAGCUGGCACAGUGUAAUGUCGACGUCACAAUUGUUACGCGAUCAUGAGUGUACGAUAUUCUAAGACUGGCUGCCGGCAUAUGCUGAGGUUAUCUAAUCGAAGCAACGUUAUCAGACCGGUGGACUUGCUCGCCGCCGCACCGGGGUCAGUAUUAAAGGUUGUUACUUCCGCUUCGGUCACCUUUUUGCUGUGCGAACUCAACGGAGGUAAGUGCAACCAUCAUCAUCCAAGUAAGCAUGUUGCUACGAAACGGAAAGAGCCACUUUAAUUUCCAAUAUACGUUUCAUACUUACUGUCGCGCCCGGAGUUUGAAGGAAAGAGAGGCCGUUUUAAGUUCCUCUGGAUUUUCGUGCUUGUCUAAAGUUGUCAAGUUGACAGGGGCGUUUGGCACGCACGAUACCACACAGGAAGCAUAAUUUACAUUUCAAGAAUAAUCAUUCCAUUCGGUCCGUCGGUCCGGUUCUGCAGUCCAAAAACAACAUGUGGUCCCUGGCAGCUUGUGUGGCUCUCCUGUACGCGCUGUGCGAUGUGAACUACUUCAUACGGACGCUUUUCACCAUACUGCACGUGAUGUUUCUCCCGGGAACCAUCAAAGUCACGGACAAGCAUACAAUCUACGGGUUCUGCACAACGCAGGACGUGGAUUUCCUGCUGAAUCACAUGAACAAUGGGCGCUAUCUGCGGGAGCUCGACUUCUGCCGCUUCUACUGGUACGGCCGGACACGCUUCUGGCCGCUCGGAAAUGCUAAAAACAUACUGCAGGGCGAGUGUAUGGUGCGAUACCGCCGCAUGCUACCCGUCUUCAAACCGUACAAGGUGGAAACGCAGCUCGUUUGGUGGGACGAUCGGUCGAUUUACUUCCAGCAUAAGUUUAUCACCCUGCACGAUGGGUUCGUACGUACCGUGGCCUACUCCCGGCAGCGCGCGAUCGGUGUCGAUUUGCUCGAGUACGUCAAACAGUUCCCGGAGUGUCGCGACCGGCCCGAACAGCCCGCCGUCCUGAAGGGCUGGAUCGAAGCGAACGAGGCGAGCAGUCAGGAGCUACAGAAGUGAACGAAGGCACAGCUUUCGAUCUCUCGCGCUCUCUCUCUCUCUACCUCUCUAGUUCGCUACGAUCGCUGCAGUCAUCCCUUUGGUGGCGGUUACUAUAGAAAGUUAGGGGUGCGAUCGAAGUAUGCGUUGAAAGCGCGGAUACGCACACAACCGUACUGGAAAGCUUACCAGCAGCAGGUUUUCUGGACGUAGCAGCGUAUAGUCGUCGUACGGUUUCUGCCGAGUGUGCACCUGUAAUUAAUAGCCAGCACGGUAAGAUUUAUUUAACGAUCGAAGCGCGAUCGUGAGGAAUUUGUGUUCAUUUUAACGUGCCGAUAGUGCGUAUUGUUUGUGACGAUUUUACUCGUUUUUCAAUGCGAAAUGUAAAUCGAUGUGACCUCCGUGGAUCUCUACUUCGAGUGGAGGAUAAAGUCCAAAGCAAAAGCCAUGAGACAGCAAGUCCAAAACACAAAAGCAGCCUACUUGCUUUCUUGGAGUGUUUUUUUGUUUAUUCUCUAGUCAGAGUUGGUAGUUCAGUUUAGCACACGCGUUUAACAUCAGUCGUAUCUAUUUUAAUAACAGAAGUACAUUUUCAAAAUUUAAACAAACUAAUAUGAGCAAAUAGUUUACUGUUCGUGUCUAUGAUAUAAUGUACUCGUGACGUAAGCAACCGGUUCCGGUCCAGAUUGCUGGCGAUGCAUCGACCCAGUUUGAGCACAAUAUACCACCGUACCGGUAUCGUACGGGAAAUUCGCCAUUUAGGUUGGGAAUAUAAA
Molecule: messenger RNA, 2525 nt
Organism: Anopheles stephensi (Asian malaria mosquito)
Lineage: Eukaryota; Metazoa; Arthropoda; Insecta; Diptera; Culicidae
Product: protein THEM6-like
Exons: 3
Coding region: 1198-1770 (190 amino acids)
Source: RefSeq, a predicted model, not a curated record